AUGGCUGCGGUGAAGACAGCCGGGUCAGACCCCGGAUCAGAGUUAGUUCCUCCAGAGACAACAACGACAUCAACAAAAACACCAGAUACCACAACCACUACCACCGUCGAAGCAGCAGAAACAGAAGCAGCGACGGGAACUCCUAAAGAAUCCACUUUAUCCUCCUCCACCUCCCCCCUCACCUCUCCUACCACCAGCCCCCAACCUCCCUCAAUCCCCACAACCACAACCCGCCCCACAGCUACUGCUCCCCCAACUGCUGCUCCCCCAACUACUAAACGCUCUCUCACCCGCAAGCGAGCGGCCGCAAUCAACACGGAGCAGGCCAACCGCCCAGGAGGUCGUCGUCGUCAGCAGCAGCCUUCGUCGUCAACGUCGACCACGACGACGACUUUUGAUGCCAACGGGGGGUUGGUGUGUUUGUGUACGCCGGCGCCUAAGGUGCCUAGGCCGCGGAAUGCCUUCAUCCUCUACCGUCAACACCACCAAGCCCAAGUAGUCCAACAAAACCCAGGGCUGGCCAACCCCGAAAUCUCCAAGAUCAUCGGCGAGCAGUGGCGCGACGAGUCCGAAGAGCGCAAGAGCAAGUGGAAAGAACUCGCCGAG
Dichotomopilus funicola is the source of this 606-nucleotide messenger RNA. RefSeq names its product high mobility group box domain-containing protein. Gene Ontology annotation, molecular function: DNA-binding transcription factor activity, RNA polymerase II-specific; RNA polymerase II cis-regulatory region sequence-specific DNA binding. The annotation marks the transcript as partial. Lineage: Eukaryota; Fungi; Ascomycota; Sordariomycetes; Sordariales; Chaetomiaceae. Gene Ontology annotation, biological process: negative regulation of transcription by RNA polymerase II; anatomical structure morphogenesis; cell differentiation. The record is from RefSeq and is a predicted model, not a curated record. The transcript is spliced from 3 exons.